Messenger RNA from Quercus robur (English oak), 698 nucleotides. RefSeq names its product ankyrin repeat-containing protein P16F5.05c. Lineage: Eukaryota; Viridiplantae; Streptophyta; Magnoliopsida; Fagales; Fagaceae. Gene Ontology annotation, molecular function: protein binding. The coding region runs from base 84 to 545 and encodes 153 amino acids. The record is from RefSeq and is a predicted model, not a curated record. The transcript has 6 exons.
UUUGUUCUGUCUGUUUUCGGUGCGUGUAUGUAGAGUGUAGUGUGAUAGUCUUUGGAGAACGGGCGCGAGAUUUGCAGAAGAAGAUGGGGACGGCGGCAAAUCCAGUAGUAGAGCAACCAUCAUCCGAAACGACGUCGGACCAGGUCGAGGCUUUGCUUGAGGCCGCUAGAUACGAUGAUCUUGACGACGUCGUAAGCUUAGCAUCCUCCGGUGUUUCUCUCGAUUCCAAGGACUCCCUUGGCCGUACAGCACUUCAUAUGGCUGCAGCAAAUGGACAUCUUGACGUUGUAGAAUAUCUUAUUAACAGAGGAGUGGAUCUUAAUGCUAUUAAUGAGGAGAAGAAUACACCUCUUCAUUGGGCUUGCCUCAAUGGUCAUAUUGAGGUGGUUAAGAAACUGAUCUUGGCAGGGGCAAAUGUGACUGAAUUGAACAGCUAUGAGAGGACUCCAAUGGAUGAAGCAGUGAGUGGAGGUAAGAUGGACGUCAUUGAUGCAAUCAAUGCAGCAGUUGCACAACUGGAACUCACUGGUGUCAGCGUUUCCUAAUGUGGGAUUUUCCUAAUUGAAGUCCAAGUUCUGACAGUUUUUACUAGUGUAUUUUUGGUUAAUAGAUUUAUUAAUGUCUUUCUCUUAUAAAUGACAAGCUUGCAGUGUUAAAAUUUUGUUGAUAGUUACUGAAUCUCACCUGACUCUUUGCAA